Messenger RNA from Biomphalaria glabrata, 3335 nucleotides. RefSeq names its product myb-like protein I. The record is from RefSeq and is a predicted model, not a curated record. Bases 270 to 3134 code for a protein of 954 amino acids. NCBI's taxonomy places the organism in Eukaryota, Metazoa, Mollusca, Gastropoda, Planorbidae. The transcript has 6 exons.
ACUGGUUCAAGUCUGUCUCCAUUACACGCCAACAGACGCAGUUUCAUGUAUAGUUUAAACGUGUUUCCUUUGAACUACAUUAUAACAGUUACGUUAGUAGCAAACAGUGAUUCGAAUUCACACUACUAGAUUUAUUUAUGAGUAAACUAACACAACUAUUUUUGCUUUCAACCGCAAUAUUGACACGUCUGCAGUUUGUGGGAUGAUGUAAUUAUUUGUGUGUGUGUGCAUUCGUGUUAUUUCUUGGUGGAUAUUAUUUGGCUGUUUGCAUGCUGGAGUCGGGGAUAUACGUUAGAGAUAGUUCACUCCGCAAAGAAGAUCUCACAAGAAAUAAGGACACGACUAUGUCCCGACGACUUUGGAAGAAAUGUCUCUUAGGUUUGAUGCUGUUGUCUUCUGGGAUAGCGCUCUAUGCACUCUAUAGCAGCAACCAGAACGCGAAUAUUAAUGCCAAUUGGAAGGCGCUCAUCAACAACAUGAAAAUUGAUGAAUUUCCUGGUAAGAAUGUCGGAGUACUCGACGAGCUUGUGGAACUCACGCCUGUUAAGCCAGUGAUACAUGCAGAUCAUUUUGCUGAACAAGGACGAUUUCAGAAAGGUCCAGAGCCUAGAAAGAGGCCAAAUUAUAAAAGAAGGCCAGGCAAUGCACCUAGGUACUACCAUGAUACAGACAAUGAUCCGAGCUAUUAUCAAGAUGAAGAAAGACUUCAUAGAGACAGAGAUGAGUAUGAAAAUUAUAAAAUAAAAGAACAGUAUGAAUCAGACAACAGAGCUGGCUUCAGAAAUAAACAAAUAGAUAACAAUUAUAUUGAAGACAAUGUAGCUGAAAGAAAUGAAAAUGACGCAGCUGGACAGAAUGAAAAUGACGCAGCUGGACAGAAUGAAAAUGACGCAGCUGGACAGAAUGAAAAUGACGCAGCUGGACAGAAUGAAAAUAACGCAGCUGAUGAGAAUUAUAAAGACGCAGCUGUAGAGAUUGAAAAUGCUGCCGCCAAAAACAAAGAAGAUGUUAUAAAUAACGCACAAGAUGUAGUUCAAGAAAAUGGAAAUGAAGACAGAAAAGAAAUAGUUCCGAAACAGAUCCACCCCCCACACUUUGCUGAUGUUCCCGAAGAAUUUGUGGUCCGAAAUGAGAAAGGUGAAAUCUUGGAAGAGAAGUUAUUUGACGGAGGCAUCAACCAUCACAUACAUAAACUUAUGAAACAACAGCAGGGUAUUGGUGGGGAUGAAAACAGGGAGGCGAUGCAGAGAGGCAAGAAGGCGUGGCCUAGACCAGAGAAUGAAGAGAGAGGGGCGGAACGCAGGCCUGAACGCAAGGACAUUCAUGCCAAUCAACAAAAUGACAAUAAAAUAAUUGACCUAAAUGUCGACCUUAAUUCUAAACUGUCCAAAAAUGAGGAUGACCUUUUAGCCAACAGAGAUAGAAUAGAAACCAUGAAUGAAAAAGAAAUAGACAAUCCACAAUUGGCCAGGCAACAGCAGAAAGGUUUACCUAAUCGUGCCAUCGGACUAGAUUUAGUGUUGGAGAAUAAAGGAGGCAACGUCAAUGGCAACAAUUUAGAGGCUUUUGGGCUCCAUGACGAGGAGACUAACAAAAGACAAGACAAUGAGUUUAUUCGACCGUUUGGGCAGGACAUUCUAAAACCGAAUAUAGGCGUUCCACCUGAUCGAAUGGAUCACAAACCUGGAGAUAAUUUGGAAGCAUUUGGAAUAGAAGGUGGAGCUAAGGUUGAAGCGAACGCCCAAGUGAAACCUAACAUGAAAGGUAACUCAGAUUUGAGCAACAAAGAAGAAUACGUUCCGUAUUUAUUGCGCAACGGGCUUGUGAAGCAAAUGAACGAUAGUAAAAUCAACAUGGCUAACAUGGACAAAGCUUUGGAUAGUAUUAAUUUAGAAAACAAUGCUGAAAUUAAAGAGACAUACAUCCCAUAUUUACAGCGCCAUGGUUACUUGCCAGUUGAAGAAGUUAAAAAUCUUGAUGCAGACAAUAACAACCAACACAAAGAUUUAUCUAACCAAGGGAGGCAAUUGGAAACUAAAGCUGACGAAAACCAAAAUCCACAGAUUCGUGCUCAGAAAAUCAAAGAAGCACUUCUAAAGCUACCGCCAGAAUUUUUAGCUGCUUUCAUACAGAAACAGCAACAGCUCCAUGGGCAGGGAUUACCCCAGCAACAGCAGGAACAGCAGCAGAUAGCACAAGAUCCGGUAACAUUACCCCAGCAACAGCAGGAACAGCAGCAGAUAGCACAAGAUCCGGUAGCAUUAGCACAUCAACAUCAACCUCAAUCAACAGUUGCACUGGAUGAAAAUCAAAAUGCAGACGCGCUACAGCUUCAACAGCCCGAGAAAAUUCUGUUGGAAGACAUGCAAGCUCCACUUCCUGUAAAAGCUAAUUGUGUUCCAUUCCAAUUCUUGUCUCGUUCUGCGCCUCUGUGUAUACAUCAAAGCGACAAGGACACAGAAGUCUCGGCUAGAAUAGAACUGGAAGGCUCUUAUGAAAAAGAAAUCCUGGAUCAGUUUUAUGAAAUUUUGGUGCAAGAAGCGACAAUAGGAGUUGUGGACAUAGGAGCUGGUAUAGGUGUUUACACUUUGGCAGCUGCCCUGUUGAAUCACGACGUUGUAGCAGUUGAACCUUUAUAUAGAAACUGUCGACUGUUACGUAAAUCUGCCCAAGAAAAUAUGGUGACCGGCAAGAUCACUCUUGUGACUGAAGGUUUGGACAGUGAGUCGUAUGUUGGUCAGAUGAAUUAUUCUAAUAAUGGCGGUUACAGUCAGGUGACUAUUGUCAAGUUGACACAAGACAUGAAACAAGAUCCAGCCAAUAUAGUUCACAUGACCACGCUAGACAACUUACUUCAAGUGGUUCCAUUUCAACGUGCUGUCAUGAAGUUAGACGUGAGUGGCGCCAUGGAGGAGCGCAUCCUCAAGUCAGGUCAUAAAUUCUUUAGCACUGUGACAGUUCCAUACAUCAUCACCCACUGGUCAGUGUCUACACAACCCACACAAUAUUGGUCUAUGGCCAGAGAGUUAACAGAACUUGGUUAUCAGCCCAGACUUGCCUGGAAUGGUGCUGCAGUUAACAACGAGUUUCUACAAAGCGAUCAUUCAUUUUUUGUAUGGACUAAAAACUCAUAAUCUAUAUUCUGGGUGAAAAACAGCUUAGUAUUCUUAGAUCUACGCUAGAAAAAGUUGAAUUUAUUGUUUCCGUAUUUAUGUACAUUGCAUACCCAUUUCAUUUUCACUAUCAUGUUGCUCCAAUUAGAAUUUCAUAUACUCAGUGUUUGUGCCCAGUGUUUGUACCUUUGUUUCUCAUUUAUUAAAAAAACAAAACUAAAA